Molecule: messenger RNA, 1835 nt
Organism: Serpula lacrymans var. lacrymans S7.9
Lineage: Eukaryota; Fungi; Basidiomycota; Agaricomycetes; Boletales; Serpulaceae
Exons: 6
Coding region: 26-1753 (575 amino acids)
Biological process (GO): mRNA splicing, via spliceosome
Cellular component (GO): spliceosomal complex
Source: RefSeq, a predicted model, not a curated record
GGUCAACUUCGAGCUUUUAUCUAACAUGGCUGCACUUGCUGCUGUACUACCACAACCGACUUUUGGCCCUGUAUCCGACGACGAGGAAGAGAUUCAACAAACUCCUUCUCAGUCACUAGUUACUAGAAUCUCAAUACCUCCUUACGGACAGCGUGUGGGAUGGAGGCCAAAGGGUCCUGAGGAUUUUGGCGACGGAGGCGCCUAUCCUGAGUGUCAUGUUGCUCAAUAUCCUUUGGAAAUGGGCAAGAAGAAGACUGCUGCAGGCAAUACACUUGCUCUUCAAGUGGAUGGCGAAGGCAAUGUCCGCUACGAUGCCAUUGCUCACCAAGGCCAGCGUUCGUCGAAGAUAAUACAGUCGCAGUUUAAGGACUUGGUACCCCUUUCCCACCGAAAAGAUCUUGACGAGUCUGCUCGUGAAAUGGAGCGUCCUUCCGAAGACGAGGUCCAGGCUACCGCAGACAAGACUCGCGCAGCCCUUGAAAAACUUGUUAACGGCAAAAUUAAGGCAGCCCAGCCAAAAAAUGUACCAGACGGUCAAGGGAAAACGUCAUAUAUACGAUAUACACCUGGGCAGCAAAAUGGCGAAGUUGGGCUCAAACAGCGAAUCAUCAAGAUGUCAGAAGUUGUAGAGGAUCCACUCGAACCACCACGAUUCAAACAUAAAAAAAUUCCUAGAGGUCCACCUAGUCCUCCACCGCCCGUUCUUCGUAGUCCACCAAGGAAAGCAACCGCCGCUGAACAGAAAGAGUGGAUGAUACCUCCUUGUAUAUCGAAUUGGAAGAACAAUAAGGGUUUCACUAUUCCUUUGGAUAAGCGUCUUGCAGCCGAUGGAAGAGGACUCCAAGAUGUACAUAUCAAUGAUAACUUUGCUAAGUUUUCGGAAGCUUUAUUCAUAGCAGAUCGUCAUGCUCGUGAAGAAGUACGGCAACGAGCUCUUAUGCAACAGAAACUGGCGCAAAAGGAAAAAGCUUCGAAGGAGGAGAAUCUCCGUAUGCUCGCACAGCGUGCCCGCGAAGAGCGAAGUGGUAUUGCUCCACCCAAACCUACGGCUGAAUCUCGUGCGGCUGUAGCAUCGGCCUUAGGUGGAUACGGUAGCGGCAGCGAGAGCGGUAGUGAAGAGGAAGAGGAGGCAGGAGGCAGUGAUGACGAGGAGGCUCGCAAGAUCCGAGAUGACAUGCGUGCAGAGAAGCGACGUGAACGUGAGCGAGAGAUGCGUAUGUCAAACAUGGGUGCAGAACAACGCGCGAAGCAGCUUGCACGACAACAGAAUCGUGAUAUCUCGGAAAAGAUUGCUCUCGGUCUCGCCAAGCCAACUAUGUCAAAGGAGUCUAUGCUUGACUCACGGUUAUUCAACCAAGAAUCGCUCAGUGGAUCGUUCGCAGACGAUGAGAGCUACAAUUUGUUCGAUCGGCCACUAUUCCAUGGUUCUAGUGCAGCCGCAGCAAUUUAUAAGGCACGAGGUAAUAUUACGGAGGGUAACGAGGAGUCGUUUGGAGGUGGCACUGAAGAAGGGAUUGGCAAGGCGAUGGAUAAUGAUCGGUUUGGACUGGGCCAGGCCAGAGUUGGGUUCGAGGGUGCGAAAGAUCAGGAGGUCAGGGAAGGACCCGUGCAGUUCGAAAAGGACACGGGUGAUGUCUUUGGUCUUGACAAAUUCUUGGAUGAAGCCAAGACAGGGAAGAAGAGAGGUCUGGAUACUGAAGUUGGUAGUUCCCGGAAGCGGCAACAACUGGAUAAGGCAAGCGAGUUGGAGUGAUAGUCUGUAUUCAUGCUGUAUUGUAUUUGUGAACAUUUUCUAGUGCCAUGACGGGUCCACUUAUGGUCCCUAGGUUACUCCG